Messenger RNA from Penaeus indicus, 921 nucleotides. RefSeq lists its product as uncharacterized. The record is from RefSeq and is a predicted model, not a curated record. The coding region runs from base 221 to 712 and encodes 163 amino acids. The transcript has 6 exons. NCBI's taxonomy places the organism in Eukaryota, Metazoa, Arthropoda, Malacostraca, Decapoda, Penaeidae.
CUGGUGACCUGGCAGAGAGGAAGGAUGUGUGCAGAGAAAAUAUUAAACUGUGCAACACACUUGAGUAUCAUGAACAUUAAACCCACACUUCGACGAGCGUUCUGUCCUCCUGGUUCAGCUGUUUGGGAUCUCGCCUCAUUACCGUCCUGGCGAUGGGAAAAAACCCGGCAAGUUGACUGACUCUAAGGGCGAAACUCCUCACUUGAAUUAUGACCACCCGAUGGCCUGGGGUGUCACGCAGCUGUUUGAGAAGAAUUCCGUUAUUAGUGGUGUUCAUUGGAUGACAAUGUUUAAGGGUGUUCCCCAUCCUGACGUGCUGGCAAGGCUAUCAAAGGACGCCCCUGCCCAUAAGGUGCUGCACCAAGCACUCGAGGAGGAGUAUCUCAAGCUCCAUGAUGGCAUGUCAUUGGAAGUCAAGAUCUGGGAUGGUCGCCUGGCUGCCACCGACCUGCGAGACGGACGCAACGAGAUUCAAAUCAGCACACUCGGUAACAAGGAGAAAUAUGUCAAGGUUCACCAGCAAGUACACCAAAGGAGCAUUGACGAAUUUGUACUCAAGAACAUGGAUCAGGCACAUAAGCGAAAUGGGCCCACUGGUGAGAGGUUCGAGAAGGAGAGGAUCCUUUUCGAACAGGCGGCCAACGAGGCUUUCUUCAAGGCCAUGGAUGAAGCAUUGGAGAAGGCUGGCCAGCAGCGUUUACCAUCAACAUAACUAGGCCUACUGUGCGGCAGAGCUCAACUGAACAAUCAAAACACUUAAAAUUAUACAUUUCUUUAAGUGAAGGAAAUCCACAGCAUUUAAGUUUAAUAUAUAUAAGACAUUACUCUUCACAAGUAUUGUAUGCAAAAUAUCACCUGUGUGCAGGAUACUAUACUAUUUUUCUAGAGAGGAUUGAUAUGAUACAAUUCAUUGCAUUCACA